AUUAUAUUAUGUUAUGACUCUGAGAUAAUGAGCACAGACAGCUCUAUGAUCUGACUUUCGGUAUGUAACGAGGCUGUAAAUGAAGGACUUUGUCUUUUCUUCUAAACCUUUAGAAACCAGAUUUAACAAACAACAUUCAGUCAUGGACGAUAUACCUCGGCUGAGACGUAACAUUCAAAGCUUUGACUUCCAUCACUGUAGUCUAGGAUCCCAGGGGUUUAAUCGAGUGCUCCUUCAGCUUUUUGGGUUUGCAGGUCAUGGAAAGUCCUCCUUUAUAAACAGCUGUAAGUAUGUCUGGGAUGAUGGAGAGUUUUGUAACAUAGCAAAGGCUGGAAGAGAUGACGGUGCUCGGACCACGGAAAGAAUAUCAUAUGAACUGACAAAAACCAUCACUCUGGUGGACAAUCGUGGCUGUUCCAAAAUGGAUGAUUACGAGAAGGGUGAAAUCUUUGCUCAACUUGGUAAGUGUCAGUAAUCAUGGAGAUUUAGUUUAGGUGAUACAUAGAGGAUGCAAGGGGGUAAAUGAUCUCCUAUUGAGUGUAUUGAGAUGUCUGUUAGCACAGUAAUAGAGGAGUGGGGCAGCAGGCAGGGAUUGUACAGGACUGUGAUGGAUGGCCUGAUCCCACAAGCUCACUGCACCAUUUUUGUGACUGUUUUCCAUGUAAAUAGGUAUUUCUGUAUUACAGGCGGCUCUGUAUUGUGUACCUGUAUUAUAAAUAAAGCAAUAUGUGUGUCUGUAUAUGCAGCUGUGGGUCAACAGAGGGGCAGGACAACAGGUGAAAAUGUAUUUUGUGGGCUAACCAAGUUAAAUGCUGCAUUGUGAGUGACCACCUGCUGUGGGAGCCAGUAAGUCUAUCUACUACAGCAACGGGACAGUGGGUCCAAUCAAGAUAACCUUUUGUUUGUGUAUUGGCAGAAGAGGGGGGCUGGGGAGGGGGGGUGUUAGGGGUUAGAGGGAGUGGACUAGUGUAAGGAAUCACUUUGUAUCCAGUUAUUUCCUGUGUGUUCUAUUUGCCCUGUUCUGUAUUCCCAUUGGUGAAAGUUUAAUUUACUGUAUGUUGUGAUCUAGCUGGAGCUGUGUACAAUAAACUGAGUCUGAGUUCUAGGUGAUGCCAAGAAAGAAGCUGGUUUGUCUCUGCCUUGAGGUCUCCCAAGAUACGGCUAUUCAUUGUCCUCUAUAGAGUAAUUACUAAUAAGAGUAUUGUCAGAAGACUGGAUGGAAAGGAUAUCAUAUAGUAACCAGAUAUCUGCUCAGUAUGUCCUGCGUCCCCUACCAAAGAGGAGUCCUAGCAUUUAGUGGAGCAGUUUAGUGCUGAAAGUUAUGUAAAAAGAAACCCAUGGAUGAUAUAUCAAGGUCGUAUCAUCACACGGACCUGUGCUAGCCAGCCCCCUAGAUUUGUGUUUGGGUUGUGUCUCCUGAUCUCAAUACUCACCAUGGCAGGACUGGCCCCCUGAGAUCCCGUGACCUGGGCAUUCACUUAUCCUUAACCUUCUGGCCUAAAGUUUCCAGCUCUCCUCUGGACAUCAGGAUCUCUCUGUCUGAGUGAUAGACUGUACCUGCCACAGCCAAUCUUCCAAAAGGUUGUACAUUGCUGAGAACAGAAAAUUCAGUACAAUUCCUGAUCUGUUCUCUGUCAUUUCUUCAAUAAAGAGAUAUAUUCACAAAAAGUGCAGUUUCCUUGUCAAUACUAUGCUAUUCUAUCAUCCUCACUGUUUGUGCUUCCUGCCCCCAGGAGUGGGCUAUGGGUGGGAGCUCUAAUAUGAUAAAAGGUGGGGGACAUGUGCAUCCCCACAACCUUGGGCUCUAUCAGGGUACCGACUGAUUAUGCAAAUUUUAGACAUUUUAAUAUAGUCAAAUAUAGCAUAAAUGCAAACUUGCACCUUUGGGUGCCUUCAAGCCCAGAUUUGAAUAAUUUCACGUUUGUGCCUAAAUCGUAUGUAUGCAAUAGAAAUCAGACAUAUUGUGCAGUGUAUGAGAAUGGAAAUGGACUUGGGACACCACACCUACCACAUUCACAUUUCACAGAGCCACACACUUGGCUCUAGGCAUCAGUGUAUCAAUGUAUUACGAAACCACAUUAGAACCUCACCAGAUCAACAAUUUAAAUUUAUUAAAACAAUAAACUGUGUAAAAAACAAUACCAGAAUAUUGACCUCUAAUCUCUAGCCCAUCUCUCACAUGGAACAAAUGUCAUUGGGCUACAAAAUGCGUAUGGAAUUAAAUAGGCUUGCUGAAGUGUUUAUGGCUCAAGAACCGCGUCUGUCCAGCGUUUCACCUUGAAAUGCUGCCAAUCAAAAAAUUACUAUAUUCUAUUAAUUAAUUAUUAAUUAUGCUAUGUUUGUUUUAUCUGGCAGCUAAUUUACUUCCAGUGGAUGAUCCUGUUGAAUGGAGCAAGGGAUUGGGACUUAUGGACCGGAUAUUUGAGGCAGAAUAUCGAAUAAAUACCUCUGACUUUAUCGUACCUAUCUUUAUCUACAGGUAAAUUAAUGACAUGCUUCACCACAAGUAGAAAAACUAUUGAUUAAUGAGGAUGCAUUAUGUCUUCUUUCCAAGGCUAGAUAUGUGUUGGUAAAAGGUAAAAAAUAAGUAACUAAAUGCAGUACAGACAGGAAAAAAGUCAUAUGGCCAGAAUUCAGAAAAAAAGGAUUGGGGAGAGAAAACAUGGAGAAGGAGUGAAACUCAUUAAGGGAAAUAGGAGCUAGAGGUGAGAACAGAGGACAUGAGCAGGUCUUUGCAGAGCGAAUGGGGCAGAUGGAAUAUAUAUAUAUUUAGUUGUGAGGAUGUGGGGGGGAUUGAUGGGAACUUUAAUGUGUUAAUACUAUAGUAUGGCGGUGUAGCCAGCUUUGAUGUUAUUACAUUACAUGAUCUGGUUUAUUAAUAAUCAAGUUGUAAAAAAAAAACUGAAGGCAUGAUUGCCUUUAUAACAGUCAGUCUUGUGUUUCCUGUUUAGUGUGAAAAAAUCCAUAGCAUCUGCUGAGAUAAAUGGACUACGAGAGUUGCUCACAGUGGCCAGAGAUCUGACAGGUAAACCUCCGUUUCCAAAACAAGUAUAUAAAGUAUUGUAAGCACACACUACCAACAUAGUAUUCUCUUAUUUAAGACGAAGAUAGAAGAAAAAGAAGAAAACAUUUUCCAUAAAUAUUCACCAGCAUGAGCCAAAAUGUAUUGGUCCACCUUUGAGUGUAAUGAAAGUUGGGUGUUUUUUAGGUAAUUCUUUACCUGCUAUUAGAACAUCUGGAUUCUUCUCGGGAGAAUUACUAAACCUGUCAGGUUGGGUGCGGGAUGGGGGCCAGUGAUGACAAGCAAUUCUCAAGUCUUUUUACCAAUUCUCAAUUAAAUUGAGGUCAGGAUUUUCUCUAUUCCAUUCUAAGGAUUUGGAUUCUUGGUUUCAACCCACUCCAGUGCCGCUGAUUCUCCACCCCAGUUUCCUGUGUUCUGCAAACAGGGUUUCCUCUAGAAUUGCUUUAAGAUAGGUUCCAUCCAACUUGCCCUCAGUGCUGGUUAGUUUUUCUACAUUUUCUUUGAGAAGCAUUUUGGUAGAGACUUCCCCAAAACAUGACAAUCCUUUCACCACGCUUCCUUGUGACAAUGAUAUUUUCAGGAUAAUUACUAGUGCUGGCUAUAUGGCAUACGUAGGGUUCGUUUCAAUGCUUUUAUCAAUCACGUAGCAACAAGUAGGCUAUUGCUAAAAUAGAAGUUGCUUUAUUUAGGGAUUACUGGCUGCUUCCCUGCUACAAAAAAAUAUAUAUAUAUAUAUCAACUGGUAAUUUUUGGCUGCCAAAAGUUGUAUCAUCUCCCAUUGAGAUUAAUAGUAUACACCAGAGGUUACCAAACUGUGUGCAGACAGGUGUGCCACGGAAUGUUUUCCCUGUGCUCUGAUUAUAGCACCGGGGAAACAUAACUGCUGAACAAGUGCCCAGUCGGGUGCCGUGGUCCUUUAAGACCACGACUGGGCCUGUCACUUCCUCCCAGCAUCAUGCGGGAGGGAGAGGAAGCAGCUGCAGGAAGAGAAGCACAAAGAGCUCCAGACCCCUCGCUCCCACCAGCAGCAGCAGGACUCCAAGUCACCCUCCUGGACACACAAGCUAAGCUAACAGGAGGGUGACUGGAGAUAUAAAAAAUAUCACUUGUGUGUACGAGUUUGUGUAUGUAUGAGUGUGUGUGUGUGUGUAUGUGUAUGUAUGAGUGUGUCUGUGUGUUUGUGUGUGUGUGUAUGAGUGUGUGUGUGUGUGUAUGAGUGUGUGUGUAUGUAUGUGUGUGUAUGAAUGUGUGUGUGUGCAUGUGUGUGUGCAUUUGUGUGUGUUCAUGUAUGAGUGUGUGUGUAUGUAUGAGUGUGUGUGCAUGUAUGUGUGUGUAUAUGAGUGUGUGUGUGUGUGCAUGUGUGUGUGUGCAUUUGUGUGUGCAUGUAUGAGUGUGUGUGUCUGAGUGUGUAUAUGCAUGAGUGUGUGUAUAUGUAUGUGUAUGUAUGAUUGUGUAUGUGUGUGUGUGAGUGUGUGUGCGUGUAUGUGUGUGUGAGAGUGUAUGUAUGAAUGUGUGUGUGUGUAUGUAUGUAUGAGUGUGUGUGUUUGUUUGCAUGAGUGUGUGUUUGUUUGUAUGAGUGUGUGUGUGUGUCAGGGUGUGCAUCUGUGUGUGUGUAUAUAUGUCAGUGUAUGUCUGUGUGUGCACACACAUCUGUGUGUUAGGAUUUGCAUCUGCAUACAUAGGCGCGCACACGGGGUGUGCCGGGGAGGCAGGAGAGGACCCGGGGAGCUCUUGCCAUCAGCUCCGCCGGGUUCCUCUCACGAGGUCGACACCCUUACACACACAGCACCUUCACACAUACACACACAGCACACACUAACAGCACCUUUACACACACAUCACCCUCACACACAUCACCCUCACACACAGCACCCUCACACACACACAGCACACACUAACAACACCCUUACACACACAGCACCCUCACACACACAGCACCCUUACACACACACAGCACACACUAACAACACCCUUACACACACACACUAACAGCACCCUCACACUAACAACACCCUAACACACACAGCACCCUCACACAUACACACACACAGCACACACUAACAGCACCCUUACACACAGCACCCUCACACACAGCACCCUCACACAAAACACACACUAACAGUACCCUUACAAACACAGCACCCUCACCCACACACACAAAGCACACACUAACAGCACCCUUACACACAUAGCACCCUCACACACACACACACACACUAACAGCACCCUUACACAUACACACACACAGCACACACUAACAGCACCCUUACAAACACAGCACCUUCACACACACAGCGCCUUAACACACACAGCGCCUUAACACACACAGCGCCUUCACACACACAGCGCGCCCACACAUAGCGCCUGCACACACAGCACCUGCACACACACAGCGCCUGCACACACACAGUGCCUUCACAUACAGCACCUACACACACACAGCACCUACACACAGCACCCUCACACACACAGCAGUGUGUGUGUAUGUAUGUGUAUAUAUAUAUAUAUAUAGAUACGCGGCGUGUGUGUUUCUGCUUUCGGGUGCACACCCUUAUGCAAUAGGCUGCGCACACCUAUGUCUGUAUAUGUGCAUCUAUGUGUCAUUUUGUGUGUUUUUAUAUCAGUGUGUGUAUCUGUAUCAUGGUGUGUGCAUGUAUCAAUGUUUGUGUUUGUGUCAGGGUGCAUGUGUGUGUAUAUGUUGGUAAAUACAUGUGUUAAGGUAUGUGUCAGUGUGUAUCUAUAUAUGUGUAUGUGUCGCUGUCUCUGUGAAUUUGUGUGUAUGUACCUUUGUAAGUAUGUAUGUGGUAGUGUAUGUGCAUACAUCCAAACAGUCAUACACCAGCACAACAUACAAAAAUACUCCUGCAAUCUAACACAAAUAUUACCUACAAACACACCCCUGCAUCCAAACUCCAAAAGGAUAUACAAACACACUCUGCAUUUAAAAGUUAACAUUACAUUCAGACACACGCCUGUAUGAAACACAAUACAUGUAUGCAAGCACCCCUUCAAACACCAACACUGUACGUUACACUAUAGCGCCAGUAAAUGCGGCAGCGCUGUACAGAUAUACAACCUAGAAAUUUUGACUUGGGGCGCCUUGGAAAAAUACUGAAAUAUUAAGGGCGCUUUGAGCCUAAAAAGUUUGGGAACCACUGGUAUACACUAAACAUUAAGUGACAUUAAGUAACAAUUUCAAUACAAUCUAACUUCAAUCCAGGUUGUAACACUACUUUAAGUGGAAACGGGUGAAUAUUUAUGUACGGCAGUGUAAUAGCUGUAAUGUUUAUUUUUUCAGCCGUGACCGUAUUGCGGUAAAUGCACGUCCACAACACUUUACAUAAUUAUCCAUCAAUCUCCCUCUACCUCACUUCCUAUGCUCAUGGAUGACUGCAUGUGUCAGAGAGUAUUGGUGGUGAGAGUGAAUGAGUAAAUAUGAGUGUGUCCAUUCCUCGAAUACAUGUAUGGACAUAUUUAGCUGCAGGAAUACUAAGGAAGCAGUAUGGAGGACAUAGUUAACCAUUAUUAGAUUAUAUAUUGUUUUUUUUGGUUGGUGGAAUUGUAGUGAACCCCAGGUAGCCCGACCGAUUACCUCCGCUAAUUCCCUUCCUUCCGCCGCUCAGGAACAUCUUAAAGUAUAAACAUACACAUUUCCCCCAGUAACUGGACGAGACGCAGCUCUGGAGGUACAACUCUAACUGACUCUGUUUAUUUCAUCACAAAAGGUUUUACAUGCACAGACCCCUACAUGGUGUCCCCAACACAAUACACCAGGGGUUUAAAUCCCAAGAAUCUGAAGGGAGGAUAGACGAGGGACAAGGCCAGCCAGUUCAAACUGGACUGGCAGCGUCCCUGUGGCAACGCCCUGCUAGGACAGGAAAAGACAGGGGGAGGGGGAGAGGCACAGACAAGCAAUACAUUCCACUUUUAUACUUUACAGGGCUGCUGCUCCCCUCUCCCCCCCUUUGUUGAACCACAGUUGAAUAAAUAGGCACAUGUAAAACAGUCACAAAAAUGGUGCUGCAAACUUGUGGCCCGUGGCAAACAAAUCACACCAUCCAUUACAUAUCUCCACCCAUAGAAAUAGACAGCGGGCACAUGGGGAUAUGGCACUCAGUGACUGCAUUCCAUCACAGGAAUCUUCCCAGAGAAGUAGCUGCUUCCACUCAGUGUUCUCCCCCGCAGUUCCCCAGCUAA
Molecule: messenger RNA, 7219 nt
Organism: Pelobates cultripes (western spadefoot toad)
Lineage: Eukaryota; Metazoa; Chordata; Amphibia; Anura; Pelobatidae
Source: the annotation of a GenBank genome assembly